CCUGAAGUAUGAAUACUACUACCCCCCCCCCCCCCCUUUAUGUAAUCAUUUAACGCUUUUUGUAAGCUUUAGGGAUUGGCUUACAAAAAGCGUGAAACGAUUACAUAAAUCGAAAGAGGGAUGAGAUAGACAGGAAAUUAACACAUUUCAGAGAAAUCAUUGCCAAAAAAAUUAUCAAAAAAAAGGGGGGGGGGGGAUAGUAAUAUCCAUACUUCAGGUGCCCGUGGGAAAUUCUAACUUCUCUCCGAUCAGCUUAGUUUUACGUACGGUACAUAUUACAGAAUUAAUAUUUGAAAUUCACCCACGGUUUAAAAAUAAAUGUCUUAUCCCACUACUUUAUAUAUAGUAUAAUCUGUGUGCUGUGUAAAGCUAAAUUAAGAGCAUAAUGCUGUACACGCCUUCGUUCAUUGUUAUGAAAAUCAUAAGAAUUUAUAGAAACAUGACGUCACAAUGCCUUUGGGGAAACACCUUUUGUGACGCACAUUGCUAUGAAUCCUUUACAUAGUAUACAAAGCAAGACCAGAAUAUAUUACCAAUUUUAUGGUGUAGAACGUGCUGGAUUUAGUCACCGUAUGCAUUUAAGUGAUUUAUAUGACAAUUAAGUUAUCCCCUGUGUCGGCAUUGCGUUAAAAGUAAAUAGACGUUUUAUUGGUUGAACAUGGCGGAUGAUGCCAAAGAACGGGUUGAUGAUCUGCCCUCAUGCCAGCGAGCUGACACUGUCCCUACCACACAGAGACAACCAGACAAAAUCUAUUUUCAGGAUUUACCCGAUGCUCUUAUUGUCACUAAUCUCGAUGAGUGUGUUUUCGAUGAUGUGAAUUGCAAGGCAGAGUUUGAGUCAUUAUUCAGAAAAUACAACGAGAGGGCAUCAUUUCUAUACCUCAGAUCUUUUCGACGUGCAAGAGUAAAUUUUUCCACACCAGAAAUGGCAGCCACAGCAAGGAUUCAUCUCCACGAAGUAGAAUUUCGUGGAAAGAGAGUCAAGUGUUAUUUUGCCCAGCCCAAAGAUGAGGAAGAUGAAAACAAAGACCCUCACUUACACCCCCCGCCCCUGGAAAAACAGUUCCUGAUCUCCCCACCAGCCUCACCCCCCAUAGGAUGGGAACAGACACACGAGGCAAAUCCAAUCAUUAACUAUGAUCUCAUCUCUGCUGUAGCAAACCUGGCUCCAGGCAUGUCACAUGAGCUUCACCCCCCAUCAGACAAACACCCAGCCAUAGUUGUCCAUAUAUGUGAAGAUCCACCAAUCAGACUUGGGGGAGAAAAACCCAAAAUCAUCCAAACGCGACGACCUGAUUCAGACCAGAGAGCAACGUGAUGAUGCAUUUCUUGUGAAAGUCCAUCGCUUCACCAUCUGUAUCUAAUUUAUUGUCAUUAUUUCUACAUGUAUGUUCUUCUACAUUUUGCAGCAUGAUUGAUUUUUCAUUUUGUUUUUAUUAAACUGUAUUAAAAAAAAAGAAUGGGUUUUAUUUUGCAUAUAUUACAGUAAAACACGCUUAUAAUGAACACGCUUAUAACAAAAUCACGCUUGUUGCAAAGUGAUAUCCAUUCCCUAUGAGAAGAAAAUAACAAAAGUUGUAUUUGAUAUAACGAAGUGCAGAAAAUUAUAGUGAAGUGUUUUUUCGCUGGCCCUGGAGGUUCACUAUAACCGUGUUUUACUGUGUAAGGUAUUCAACCCAUGAUGGCCUCAAAAUCUGACAAUUUCCAAAUUACUGAGAUAAGAUACAUUAAAGAAUCAAUGCAUUUUCUUAUUUGAGUUUAAUAUACGGGGGCAUGGAAUCCAGUCCACUUUGCAAACUGAGUUAUCCCCCUUGUUUUUAGAUUAGAAUUAAAAGUAAGAAUAGCAGUGACCUGACCUUUAUUAACAAAAGAGCUUUUGUGGAUAUUUAUCUUUACUACAUUUUUAUUGGUUAUGUUACAUUUAUAGACAUCAGUGCAAUGGUAAAAAUUUGAUUAAAGAAUAUCUGUGAUUCUGGUUAAUUUUGCUGUAGACAAUGUUUUGAGGGUCUAGAAAAUCAUGAAAAAAAAGUCGGAUGUUAAAUUGUCUUUUAGUGGUGAAACUAAUUUGCAGAUUUAAAGUACACAAAAAUCUACACAACAGUUUCCAAAUUGAUGGUAUCUACUUUGAAAGAGUCCAUCAGUAAAUCAUUAUACACAUAUUAUGUCCAGCUGAAUGAUACCAGACUUUUGAGUGAUCUACUGAUUCAGGCUGGAUACUGGGUGUACAGACAUAAACAGCACUCUGAAAUAUACAUGGCUGUUUACUUGUUAAAAGUCAGUGUCAUUGAACACAUAACUUAAAGUCAAGAAUUCAUCAUAUUGAUAUUUUUUGUUUUUAGAUCUUUUAUAUGAACUAGAUUUAAUCAUCAAAUGAGCUGAAUAUUGUGUUUCUAUCACAGAAUAACAUUGGGUAUGGAAUGUUUUAUUUCAAGUUUAACAAUCAGCUGUGUAUCUUGUAGUCUUCAAUGGGGAUGUGAUCCGGGGGCGGUGUGUGUGUCCAGCCUUAAUUGUUGACUGCACGGUCACUGGGGGUGGAUUGUUACAAUGUAAUUAUGGCCAGUAUAAUUAAACUAAUCAUUGUAGAAAGAAUAAACGUGGUGAAGACAA
Molecule: messenger RNA, 2607 nt
Organism: Ostrea edulis (European flat oyster)
Lineage: Eukaryota; Metazoa; Mollusca; Bivalvia; Ostreida; Ostreidae
Product: calcipressin-2-like
Exons: 4
Coding region: 659-1318 (219 amino acids)
Biological process (GO): calcium-mediated signaling
Cellular component (GO): cytoplasm; nucleus
Molecular function (GO): nucleic acid binding; calcium-dependent protein serine/threonine phosphatase regulator activity
Source: RefSeq, a predicted model, not a curated record